AUGAGUACACCCUCUGCAGGAGUCGGCAGAGCAGGCACACCAAGGAGUUCAUCUUGUCGGAGCUGCUGUCGAACCUGUACUCGCGUGGGAACGAGAAGACACUCCAGGAGGAGUCGACAGAGUAGGCAGACCAAGGAGUUCAUCUUCUCGGAGCUGCUGUCCAACCUGUACUCGCACACUCCUGGAGGAGUCGGCAGAGCAGGCACAGUGGCGCGACGAGAUGCUGCUUCUCAGAGCCGCUGUCCAACCUGUACUAGCGUGGGAACGAGAAGACACUCAUGGAGGAGUCGGCAGAGCAGGCAGACAAAGGAGUUCAUCUUCUCAGAGCUGCUGUCCAACCUGUACUCACGUGGGACGGAGCAGACACUCCUGGAGGAGUCGGCAGAGCAGGGAGACCAAGGAGUUCAUCUUCUCGGAGCUGCUGUCCAACCUGUACACGCGUGGGAACGAGAAGACACUCCUUGUGAAUUCGGCAGAGCAGGCAGACCAAGGAGUUCAUCUUCUCGGAGCUGCUGUCCAACCUGUACUCGCGUGGGAACGAGAAGACACUCCUGGAGGAGUCGGGAGAGCAGGCAGACCAAGGAGUUCAUCUUCUCAGAGCUGCUGUCCAACCUGCACUCGCGUGGGAACCAGAAGACACUCGUGCAGGAGUCGGCAGAGCAGGCACAGUGGCCCGACGAGAUGCUGCUUCUCAGAGAUGCUGUCCAACCUAUACUUGCGUGGGAACGGGAAGAUACUCCUGGAGGAGUCGGCAGACCAGGCAGACCAAGGAGUUCAUCUUCUCGGAGCCGCUGUCCAACCUGUACUCGCGUGGGAAUGAGUAGACACUCUGGAGGAGUUGGCAGAGCGGGCAGACCAAGGAGUUCAUCUUCUCGGAGCUGCUCUCCAACCUGUACUCGCGUGGGAACGAGAAGACACUCCUGGAGGAGUCGACAGAGCAGACAGACCAAGGAGUUCAUCUUCUCGGAGCUGCUGUCCAACCUGUACUCGCGUGGGAACGAGCAGACACUCCUGGAGGAGUCGGCAGAGCAGGCAGACCAAGGAGUUCAUCUUCUGAGAGCUGCUGUCCAACCUGCACUCGCGUGGGAACCAGAAGACACUCGUGCAGGAGUCGGCAGAGCAGGCACAGUGGCGCGACGAGAUGCUGCUUCUCAGAGCUGCUGUCCAACCUGUACUUGCGUGGGAACGGGAAGACACUCCUGGAGGAAUCGACAGAGCAGGCAGACCAAGGAGUUCAUCUUCUCGGAGCUGCUGUCCAAACUGUACUCGCGUGGGAAGGAGCAGACACUCCUGGAGGAGUCGGCAGAGCUGGCAGACCAACGAGUUCAUCUUCGCAGGCCUGCUGUCCAACCUGCACUCGCGUGGGAUCCAGAAGACACUCGUGCAGGAGUCGGCAGAGCAGGCACAAUGGCGCGACGAGUUGCUGCUUCUCAGACCUCCUGUCCAACCUGUACUUGCGUGGGAACGAGAAGACACUCCUGGAGGAGUCGGCAGAGCAGGCAGACCAAGGAGUUCAUCUUCUCAGAGCUGCUGUCCAAUCUGUAGUCGCGUGGGAAUGAGAAGACACUCCUGGAGGAGUCGGCAGAGCAGGCAGACCAAGGAGUUCAUC
Pan troglodytes (chimpanzee) is the source of this 1609-nucleotide messenger RNA. RefSeq lists its product as uncharacterized. The record is from RefSeq and is a predicted model, not a curated record. Bases 1 to 1545 code for a protein of 514 amino acids. Lineage: Eukaryota; Metazoa; Chordata; Mammalia; Primates; Hominidae. The transcript has 2 exons.